AUGAUCAUUGCAACAGAUGCCGAAAAGGAAGACUUGAUACAACGGGAGAUCUUACCUUCUGGUUCCCGAUCUCGCCAGAUUGCUAUUGUCACAGCGAGAUCUAUGUUUCGGCACUUCGGGAGCCAGGUUAUUGUCAGUGGUAUGCGUGUGAGAGACGACUAUUGGGAGAAUAAAGCCAGAAAGCAAGGCUUCACCGAAAACGAUCCAGCGUGGCAGAAGACACCCGGAGUCGGAUGGGGCAACCGAUUACAACGGCUUGUGGGGGCUCAGAGAGUGGGAAGCCGUGUUACAAUAGGAAGCCCCAAACGCCGAACUACAUAUCAGAACCAAAGCCUGGGUUCAGAAAACCCCACAGUGUUUAAAUUAAUUGCCAGACAGCCUCUUUCCAAUCUAACUGAACUUGGUAAAGGCUCGGAACGACCAGUCACAGCUUUGAAUUCCUAUACGGACAUACCACGUGAGGUAAAUGGCCUUGACCGGGACUUGAAUACCAGAGACGUCUCGUCAGGUAUGGUGGACAGUGAUCAAUGGAGCAUGGCUCCAAGGGGUAUUGCAAGAGGUACCCUGACGGCUCUUCCAGACUUUCCUGGGCUCAAGCUUCCAGAAAGUCGUUCUGAGAUUGAACAAUGGCAAAGUCGGAUAGAGCAAAGUAGGGAGCUGGUCAGAAAGUAUGACGCGAAGACUAUUUUUCCCCGUGAACUCACUAUCCAUGAUGCAUAUACCGAACUUCAAACCAAUUCGAUGCAAUCUGGGAUGUCAGGGUUGUCGAUUGACGAAAGUGAAAGUCAAACAGCUUCUUCCAACUCUGAUAUUUGCCCGCCACUGUUACCUUUAUCUGCCGAGAGACGUACGCCGUGCGAAUCAGAUGAAGCGACUGAAUAUAGCACGGACGAAAUGAGCGACAGUUUCUAUAGUUCAGAGCAGUCGUCAACCCCGCAAACCAAGCUUCCAGACAAGUUUCUCGGACCUGUCCUAUCAUUAGUGAAACAGGGAAUUGUCGAUCGCUUGAUGAAGACGUUUUUGGCCGUAUUCAACCAUCACAUCGACACAGAUAGAGAGAUUCAUGAUUUUGGAGCUGCUCAGGACCAAGCGAAGGAUAAAGAGCAAUCCGGGAGGAGAGACACUGGCAGUUCUUCUUCUCCUAGCGAAUCGAGUUCGGAGGUCAGGAAAGGCAAGCAGAAGAGGAAGAGUAACGAUGGGGAUGACGAUAAAGGAGACAAUGGAAAACGUCAAUCCAAGAGGUCAAAAGGCUUCCUCUCACCUCCAGACGAUACAACUGAUAGGCUGAAAUUCGCGUGCCCGUAUCGCAAAAACCAGCCACACAAAUAUAAAAGUAGACACAGGCAAUGGCGAUCAUGUGCUUUGACACCACUUGAAAACGUAGCCAGGGUGAAGGGACACUUGUACAGGCACCAUAUGAUAUACCCCUGUCAAAGGUGCAAAGAGGUCUUUGAAAGCCAAGAGGCAGUGGGGCUACAUCUCACAAGAGUACAAGGCUGCGACCUUCAAGAUGUGCAGAUUGGCGAUGGUGUUACUAAUGAGAUCGUGGAACAGCUGAAGAGUAAGAAGAAGAGUCAUCGAGGAGAAACCGGGCAGCAAUCGAAGAGGUCGUGA
Cadophora gregata is the source of this 1614-nucleotide messenger RNA. RefSeq lists its product as uncharacterized. The record is from RefSeq and is a predicted model, not a curated record. The coding region runs from base 1 to 1614 and encodes 537 amino acids. The transcript has 3 exons. NCBI's taxonomy places the organism in Eukaryota, Fungi, Ascomycota, Leotiomycetes, Helotiales, Ploettnerulaceae.